Molecule: messenger RNA, 1635 nt
Organism: Penicillium argentinense
Lineage: Eukaryota; Fungi; Ascomycota; Eurotiomycetes; Eurotiales; Aspergillaceae
Product: sugar porter family MFS transporter
Exons: 3
Coding region: 1-1635 (544 amino acids)
Biological process (GO): carbohydrate transport; transmembrane transport
Cellular component (GO): membrane
Molecular function (GO): carbohydrate:proton symporter activity
Source: RefSeq, a predicted model, not a curated record
AUGGUCGUGGGAAACAUCUACGCCAUUGCGGCGGUCUCCGUCAUUGGCGGUGGUCUGUUUGGUUUCGAUAUCUCGUCCAUGUCGGCCAUCAUAAGUACCACCGCCUACAAGUGCUAUUUCAACCAUGGUCCUAGGGGACCGCCUUUCAAUGACGACGACGUCUGCAGUGGUCUCAGCUCCCUGGCGCAGGGUGGUGUGACAGCUGCCAUGCCUGGUGGUUCGUGGCUCGGUGCCCUGAUCUCUGGUUUCAUCUCGGAUCGUCUUGGUCGCAAGUAUUCUAUUAUGGUGGGAUGUGUUAUCUGGAUUAUCGGUUCUAUUAUCAUUUGCGCUUCCCAGAACAUGGGUAUGCUGAUCGCUGGUCGUAUCAUCAACGGCCUGUCCGUCGGUAUCGAAUCCGCCCAAGUUCCCGUCUACAUUUCCGAAAUUGCCCCUCCGUCGAAGCGUGGUCGCCUGGUCGGUUCCCAACAGUGGGCUAUCACAUGGGGUAUUCUGAUCAUGUACUAUAUCUCCUUCGGCUGCAGUUAUAUCGGUGGCAGAACCUCGUCAACCUACAGCGAGUCGGUCUUCCGCAUCCCCUGGGGUGUGCAAAUGGUCCCCGCUGUUCUGCUUUUCAUUGGUAUGAUGUUCCUGCCCGAGUCGCCCCGUUGGCUUGCUCGCCACGACCGUUGGGAAGAGUGCCAGGCGGUUCUUACCCUCGUCCACGGAAAGGGUGACCCCAACAGCCCCUUCGUUGCUGCUGAGAUGCAGGAGAUUGGGGAGAUGUGCGAGUUUGAGCGCCAGAACGCCGAUGUCACCUACUUCGAGCUGUUCAAGCCCAAAAUGAUCAACCGUACUUUCAUUGGUCUCUUCUGCCAAAUCUGGUCCCAACUUACUGGCAUGAACGUUAUGAUGUACUACAUCACCUAUGUGUUCAGCAUGGCUGGCUAUAGUGGCGACGCCACUCUGCUUGCUUCUUCCAUUCAAUACAUCAUCAACGUUAUUAUGACCGUUCCUGCCCUGAUCUGGGUCGACAAGUGGGGACGUCGCCCGACCCUGCUUAUUGGAGGUGUUCUUAUGAUGAUCUGGAUGUUCGCCAACGCCGGUAUUAUGGGCGCUCACGGUGUCGUUGUCCCUGGCGGCAUUGAGGGUGUGGCUGAGGCAUCUAUGCGCCUCUCGGGUGCUCCUGCCAAGGGUCUGAUUGCUUGCACCUAUCUCUUUGUCGCCUCUUACGCCCCGACCUGGGGUCCCGUCUCCUGGGUGUAUCCGCCUGAGCUGUAUCCCCUUCGUGUCCGUGGUAAGGCAGUUGCUCUUGCAACCUCUGCCAACUGGGCUUUCAACACUGCUCUUGGUCUGUUCGUGCCUGUUGCCUUUACCAACAUCCGCUGGCAAACAUACAUCAUCUUUGGUGUCUUCCUGUUUGUCAUGAUUCUUCACGUCUUCUUCCUGUUCCCCGAAACUGCUGGCAAGACCCUGGAGGAGACUGAGGCUAUCUUCGAGGACCCUCACGGCAUUCCUUAUAUCGGUACCCCUGCCUGGAAGACUUCCCACGAUGCCAAGCGCACCGUUGCUGCUGAGCAGGGCGAUGUCGAGGUGCUGGGCGAGAAGCUUGCUGGAAACAAGUCCGCCGCCGUGCACGCCGAAACCACCGAGACUUAA